AUGACCUCGGACUCGACUUUGCUACAUCGCCCAACCGAGGCUCUCAUCCUUCCGACCAAACGACGCUUCUUCCCGUUUAAGAUCCCCAAUUUUCACACCCAGCUUCGUAACUACAUCAGUACCGCUGAUCCCGAUCGCAUCUAUGUCGUCGUCGAGAGGAUCGUAUACGCUAUAACCAUAUCGGCGCAAAGGCGAGCGAGUGUAGCUGUCAUUCCAUUUGAGCCGCGCUGUUUGGCCGCCGGACAUGGGUGGAUCGCUGUGGGUGGCCCUGAGAAUGGGGAAUGCGCAUUCAUUCGGAUCGGCGACCGGGGUAUGCAAGCACAUGGUGAUGCGCCUUCAUUCCAGACAGCGGCUGUGGACAGUGCGCUACCACUCGAUCUCGAUCCACCAUCAGGAGUGACAUCACCCGAUUCAAAUGGUCACUCUAUACCAGCACGUUAUCGCACCAGCAGACUACUACCCGAAGUCGAGCUUCACAAAUUCGGUGGGAGCAUUGUCAAUUCAGUGACGAUUCAUCGGUUAUAUGGUGGCGGGGAUGGCUUGGCCGAUGAAGAUAUUGCGGUCCUGAGUAACAACGACCGAACAGUCACAGUAUACUCACUAACCCGCGCGAAAGUUCUCAAGAUUCUUCAUCACUCGACAUGCAUGAACUAUGCGACGAUUUCCCCAGACGCCAAACUGCUCACCGCAGUCGGAGAUGAGAACAAUGCUUACUUCUAUGAAAUCGCCCGCGACCUGGAAUCAGCUGGAACGACUGAAUCUGGAGAGAAGCUCACGGGAUGGGAAUGGGAGCUCGUUGAUCAAGUGGCGAUGGACAUUGGCCCGCGGGUGGAGGAUGCGUGCUGCUUCACCGUCGCCUUCUCGCCAUCCAGUCGACUAUGCGCCAUAGGUUCUCAGUCUGGAAUGAUCACGAUCAUCAAUGUUGAGUCGGUAUAUCGGAGCUAUGGCGACAAAGACAACUCCCCGAUUCUUUGUCAAUUUCCGGCUUCAAGGUCGUGUGCCGAGGGUGGAGCUGUGCGAUGUAUGGCAUUUUCGCCUGAGCCAUGGGAUCUUCUGGUAUGGCUAGAGGGUCAUGGAAGAGCUGGGAUUGCCGAUGUUCGCCAAAACUUUCUGCGUAGACAGAUCAUUCAGCUCGAUGCCGGCGAUCCGAAAAUGGAGGAGGUGUUCACAGACUUUGUGACAGAAAGCUUUGAACGCCAACGCGUGGAUGCAGAUUUCUUAGAGGGUACAUCACGAGCAAGGCUUGACAGCAGUGAUUCUCCGACAGAGCCUAAUGAAGAGGACACAGAACGCUCUUCACUGCGAGAGUCUUUGAUUCAAGAUCUUAGCGAGAGAGAAAGGUUGAUCAUGGAAUUUCUGAAUACGGCACGCUGGACGUCGCGGCUGGAAGAAGGACUAACAGAGCGACCAGAUCGUCCAGCUAGGGCAAAUGUUCACCCUCAGCCAGUCACCAGACCGCGAAAUCAUGGUUCCACAGAUGGUGCCACUCGCAACCACCGUCCCACUCCACCCCUGCAUUACUACAAUUCUUCUGAUGUUUCUCGGGAUAGCCAUUCGGGCCGUGCUGUAUCCAAUCCAAGACGCCAGAGCUCGGUUGUGUUAUCACAAGGGAACCGCCCCUCAGAAGGCACAUCUUCUCACCAUGAUGACCCGUCAAACAUCACUCUCAGUUACUCAACUUCACCCCCCGAGCUCCCAUCUCUAACAUCAGAACUCUUCUCUCGGGCCGGUGCAGACCCCGAAACGUCCAGCGACGCCCGACACGCAACCGACCCAAACAACACAAGUCUUGGCGUCAAUGGCUCGAACCGUCGUUCACAGCGAGCAGCAGAGCUCGCUCGUCGCGUUGAACGACUGUCUUCGGGAGCAGAAAGAUCAUACGACCCCUCCCGCCUCACCACAUACGAAAUCCGCGCCAAUGCUGCCGCUGAGCGGCUCCGACGUCAGCGUCAGAUUGCCAAUGAGGUACACAGCCGCUCCUUUGAGAGGGAACAACGACAUCGCCAACAACUGCUUGGUUUCGAGCAGACACAUUCCCCCCGUUGGAUCAGGAAUAUAAUAAAUGACCUGCCUGAUCGAAGUUUAAUGCACGGUCCCGGUGCCGAGGAACCGGACUCCACUGCUGGUGUGGGCUGGGGCGCCGACGGACGUACAUUGUAUAUCGCUACACUGGAGGGAAUCUUCGAGUUCCAACUCAACAUCCAUGACCGAAAAACCUUUCCCAUUUUCUCGUGCCGUUAA
Molecule: messenger RNA, 2241 nt
Organism: Penicillium soppii
Lineage: Eukaryota; Fungi; Ascomycota; Eurotiomycetes; Eurotiales; Aspergillaceae
Exons: 5
Coding region: 1-2241 (746 amino acids)
Molecular function (GO): protein binding
Source: RefSeq, a predicted model, not a curated record